This is a messenger RNA of Silurus meridionalis, 1142 nucleotides long. RefSeq names its product sodium channel modifier 1 (gene scnm1). The transcript is spliced from 8 exons. Gene Ontology annotation, cellular component: nucleus. The coding region runs from base 127 to 882 and encodes 251 amino acids. The record is from RefSeq and is a predicted model, not a curated record. Gene Ontology annotation, biological process: RNA splicing. NCBI's taxonomy places the organism in Eukaryota, Metazoa, Chordata, Actinopteri, Siluriformes, Siluridae.
CAUAGACAAAUCCUAGCCAGCGUAAUCUUCCUGUGUUGCCAUGGCUGCCUCAAGAACCUCCCACUUAUCCCAUAAUUCCGCUUCACAAACAGGAAGUGCUCCGGUAACCGUGCGAGUUUAAUAAACAUGUCGUUCAAAAGAGAGGGUGAUGAUUGCAGUCAACUCAAUGUCUUAAAGAAACGGCGUGUUGAGGACUUGCUGUCCAACUACAUUCCUGAGGACGAGGCCACUUUGCUAAAAAAUGGGAGGUAUAGCUGUUUGGUGUGUUCACAUCGUCCCAUUUUCGACACGGUCGAUAUGCUGACAGUACACAGAAAAGGGAAGCGGCAUCUCGAAGGUUUAAAAUGGUUUUAUGGCAAAAAAUCUCGGCUACAAAAUGAAAUUGAUAAAAGGCGACAUCAGGUAUAUGUGAAUGAAGAUGACCGGCAGGAAACAGGCAGCUCUGCUCCAUUACUAACACAGACACGAAAAAUUACUCACCAUGCCUUGCUGAGAAAUACACCCUAUAGCAGCUGCCAUAAAAAGGCCAGUCAAAGAUCUGAAAAACCAGCGUCUCCACUGAACCAAGACUGCAGCAGCAACCAUGGUGUUUUCACAGCUACAACCAAAAUCAGCACAGAUACCACACCUGGUCAUAGUAAAAUAUCAAGCCAGUACCAGAUUGAGACACAGUUGAAGAAAACGAAAACGAAAGCUGCUAAUCCUGCUGAGUCUGAGCCUGUCACAGAGCAGAGACGAAGAGAACUAGACCACUACCUCAAAUUAAAAAGCCACGGAUGGCUGCAGGACCCCAGUGGGAAAUGGAUAAAAGAUGAAAAUGUGGAGUUUGACUCAGAUGAGGAAGAACCAGUUUCACUGCUUCCUACAAACAAGACUUUAUAGACUAUGCUGGAAUUUUUUGGCCAGAAAUGGUGUUUUCUGGACUGUCUGCUUCCUCAAAACAACCUUCCUGUUUAGUGUUAAAGCUUCAAGCUGAGAUAAUGCAGAAAAGCAAAAAGGACCACAGAAAGAACUGCUGACCAGUCAGGAAACUAGUUUCCCCCCCCACAAAGAGUUUCUCCCCCAAGAAUGUGUCUUGGCAUCUUGCUUUCAAAACUAUCAUACCAAAUUGGUUGCUUUGUAUUAAAAACAGAUAACACUGA